AUGACUCAAGAAGUUAAUAAUAAAUCAAAUAAUGUAAAACGUGAAUUAGAAACUCAAAAUGCCGAUACUUUUAUCGAUAGAGAGCCAGACUCUAAAAAAAUUCGCCUUCAAGGAAACCAAAAUCGUAAUAACUCAAGUGAUCUAUACUUGGAUACUAUAAAUCGACACAUGUUGGAUUUUGAUUUUGAAAAAGUAUGUUCAGUAUCUUUGUCAAAUCUAAAUGUUUAUGCUUGUUUAGUACCGGUAAUUGCUGUACCAAAACAUCCUAUUGCAGCAGUAGUAAGAGGAUCAUUAGAAUAUGGACUUAAUAUGGAUGUGGUUCAAACUCGUGUAUUGAAGUUUUGUUACGGAAUUGAAGUUAGUUCCAGAUGGGAAAGAACUGACCCACCAGAACGUAGAACACAAACAGGGCGUAUUUUCAAAUUUCACAAAUUGGCAUACCGUGGUACGGAAGUAUCAGUUGAUCAAAAAUAUUCCUACACAGCAGCACCAGUUGUUCCAAAUCAAGUAGAUAUGACAUUCAAUAUUUUCAUUUCACCCGAUAAUGGUGCAAAUUAUUGUGAUGAGGAUGGAAUGAGAAUGCUUGGCAAGAUGAAAAUUGAUUUACCAGAUCCACAAAAAGGUAAAAAUCGAUUGGUAGAGUUUAGUUUAACUUUUAGUACAAUGGAAAUAAAAGCGAUGGCUAUUAACAAAAGAACUGGACAAAUUUAUGAAAGUAACUUUGUUCUGGAAUUCUAA
Entrophospora sp. SA101 is the source of this 738-nucleotide messenger RNA. The record is from the annotation of a GenBank genome assembly. Lineage: Eukaryota; Fungi; Glomeromycota; Glomeromycetes; Entrophosporales; Entrophosporaceae.